Molecule: messenger RNA, 1071 nt
Organism: Aspergillus campestris IBT 28561
Lineage: Eukaryota; Fungi; Ascomycota; Eurotiomycetes; Eurotiales; Aspergillaceae
Exons: 5
Coding region: 71-958 (295 amino acids)
Cellular component (GO): nucleus; 90S preribosome
Source: RefSeq, a predicted model, not a curated record
GCGCACUCCUUCAAUUCGUUAUCAAGUCAAGAAUUGCUGGAUUUUCGACAAUUCACGAAAGAUAUUGAAAAUGGCCGCCGAAAAGCCCUCCAAAUCUAACCCCUCGGCUAUGUCCGCCAAGGUGGACAAGAAGCGCAAGAGACAGGCCGAGGAGCCCUCGAAGCCGGCAGAGACGCCCAGCGGCAACGCCGCGGAGCCCACCACGAAGAAAGCGAAGAGCGGAAAGGGGAAGAACAAGAAGGAUCAGAAGAAGAUGGAUGGGGAUAAGACCGAGAAGAAGGACGAGAAGCCUAAAGAUACCAAGCAGACGGAGACCAAGGGUGGAAUUGAUGAAGCUAUCGGGAAGAUGGACGGCCGACUUAUUGCGGACCACUUUGUGCAACGGGCGAAGCGGCAUAAUAAGGAAUUGACUGCUGUUGAGCUGAGCGAUAUGUCUGUUCCUGACUCCGCAUUCCUGGACACCUCGUCUUUCGACAAACCGAGACAAUUGGAGGAGCUCCCCGCAUUUCUGAAGGCGUUCAGCCCUAACAAGGGCGCCAAGCUGUCCCAGGCCUCCGAAAAGAAGGGCGCACCGAAUACUCUGGUUAUCUCGGGCGCCGCGCUGCGAUCUGCCGACGUUGUCCGGGCAUUGCGCACAUUCCAGCACAAAGAGUCCAUUGUCGCGAAGCUGUUCGCGAAACACAUCAAGCUUGAAGAAGCUAAGCAAUUCCUGCAAAGAUCGCGAUCGGCUAUUGGUGCCGGUACGCCCGCGCGCAUCUCCGACUUAAUCGACGCCGGCUCCCUCAACCUCGAAGAACUCGAACGCAUCGUCAUCGACGGAUCCUACGUGGACCAGAAACAGCGCGGCAUCUUCGACAUGAAGGAGACGCAUUUCCCGCUGCUGAAGCUGCUGAAUCGUCCGGAGCUGCGGGAGCGGUAUGGGGCUAAGAAGAAGCCCAUCCAGAUCUUGGUGUAUUGAGCGACGAAAUGCGAUGCAUGGCGUUUGGUUCUAUUUUGUCCGCUUAGAGCGAGUUACGUAUUUUGUAUAUAAUUCAUUCUAUGUAGUAUAGUUAGUAUACUACUAAGUCUUGA